GCCCUUUUUCUCACUGUUUCCUGCAAUAAGAAGAGACAGGGAGACUAGCUGCUACCCUUCACACCUGACUGUCCCACUGGGCAGUGAGCCAGCCAACCACCUGUCCAGUGGAGGCAGCCUCCCUCAAUGCCUGUAAGCCCCAAAGAAGGGGGAGGGCUUUUCAGUGGCUGCUGUGACUUCUGACAGAACCUUCAAAGGGAGGACACUACUACCCACAGCCUCUAAGAGCUCACUGUAGCCCAGACUGUACCCUCCCUAGAGAUCAGCAACACCAAGGUGCCUGCCCCAGCAGCUUCUGGGGCUGCUGUUGGCAGGAGUGGAAACCAUGUCUCCAGGCCACCCAAGCCUCUGGGUCCUUGUGGUCCUGGGUAUCGGGUGGCUGGGCUUGCGGCAGCAAGUAGCUGAAGCAGCUGUCCGACAUCGCCAUAUAGCUGCUCAGAUCAUCAACUGGACCUACCGCCCUAAGACCAACAACCCAAGUUUAAAGCCCUCAGAGCCUACCUUUAAGAAAAUGGUCUACAGAGAGUAUGAAGCAGGUUUCACACAAGAAAAACCAAGAUUGAACAUUUCAGGACUUCUUGGACCUACUCUUUUUGCUGAAGUUGGAGACACUUUGAAGGUUCACUUUAAGAACAUGGCUAAGAAGCCCUUAACCAUCCAUCCCCAAGGAAUUGAAUACAAUAAACUGUCUGAAGGUGCCUCUUAUGCAGACCAAACGUCCCCUCUGGAGAAGAUGGAUGAUGCUGUGCUUCCAGGUCAGGAAUAUACCUAUACAUGGCUGAUCACUGAAGACAAUGGGCCCACAGAUGAUGACCCUCCUUGCCUCACACACAUCUAUUACUCCUAUGAUGACUUAGUACUGGAUUUCAACUCUGGCCUUAUUGGACCUUUGCUCAUCUGUAAGAAAGGCAGCCUGACUGAGGAUGGGACUCAAAAGAUGUUUGACCGGCAACAUGUGCUGAUGUUUGCAGUGUUUGAUGAAAGCAAAAGCUGGCAGCGGUCACCUUCUCUGAUGUAUACUGUCAACGGCUAUGUAAAUGGAACACUGCCAGAUGUAACAGUCUGUGCCUACGACCAGAUUAGUUGGCACCUAAUUGCAAUGAGUUCUGGCCCCGAGCUAUUCUCUAUUCAUUACAACGGGCAGGUCCUGGAACAUAACUCUCAUAAAGUCUCAGCCAUCCCCCUAGUUGGAGCAGCGUCAACCACUGCAAAUAUGACUGUGAGCCAUGAGGGAAGGUGGAAGAUAACCUCUCUCAUCCCAAAGCAUUUUCAAGCUGGGAUGAAGGCAUACCUCAAAAUUGAAAAAUGCCCAAAAGAGACCAGAACGAUAAAGAAAUUAACCCGAAAUCAGAGGCGUUAUAUUAAGAAGUGGGAGUAUUUCAUUGCUGCAGAGGAAGUCAUUUGGGACUAUGCCCCAGUAAACAAGGAGAAUAUGGACAAGAAAUAUAAAUUUUGGUAUAAUAAUUUGGCAAACCAAAUUGGGACAUGUUAUAAGAAGGUGGUCUACAAACAAUACCAGGAUGUAUCUUUCACCAAACGCAUGGAAAGUACCGAUCCCCAAGAAACUGGCAUCUUGGGGCCUAUCAUUAGAGCCCAAGUCAGAGAUACCCUCAAAAUUGUAUUCAAAAAUAUGGCCAGCCGUCCCUACAGCAUUUAUCCUCAUGGAAUAACACUUUCUACAGAUGAAGAAACAGCUAAGAAUUUUUCAACUUCAGGCAACAGCACCCUAGUCAAAGCUGUCCAACCAGGAGAAACUUACACUUAUAAGUGGAACAUCCUGGAGUCUGAUGAACCCGCAGGAAAUGAUGCCCAAUGCUUAACAAGACCAUAUUAUAGUAUUGUGGACAUCCCAAGGGACAUUGCCUCAGGCCUGAUUGGGCUACUCUUGAUUUGUAAGAGCAGAACCUUGGACAACCGAGGUGUACAGAGGACAGCAGAUUCUGAGCAACAGGCCGUGUUUGCUGUAUUUGAUGAGAACAAAAGCUGGUACUUUGAAGACAACAUUAAAAGAUUUUAUGAAAACCCCUCUUCUGUGAAACGAGAUGAUCCAAAGUUCUAUGCGUCCAACAUCAAGAGCACAAUAAACGGCUUUUUGCCUGAGAGUCUACCGACCCUGGGAUUUUGUUACGAGGACACUGUCCAGUGGCACUUUUGCAGUGUGGGCAUCCAGGAUGAGAUCCUGACUCUUCACUUGACUGGACACUCAUUCUUAUACGGAAAAAGGCAUGAGGAUGUCCUGACUCUCUUCCCUAUGAGCGGAGAAUCUGUAACUGUCACAAUGGAUAAUGUCGGAACUUGGAUGCUGACUUCUAUAAGUUCCAACCACAGAAAUCAAAACCUCAGGCUGCGAUUCAGGGAUGUUAAAUGUAUAAGGGAUUAUGAGGAUGACUCCUACGAAAUUGUAUUUGAUGACAAUGUGGGAAAGGUUGUCACAGAGAAGAAUAAAGCCACCACCAGGAACAUGCCCGAUUCAACGGAAGGUGAAGGGGAAGAUGAUAGUGAUUACCAGGCUGAACUGGCUUUGCAGUUUGGUAUUAGAUCAUUUAGAAAUUCAUCGGGACCGCAGGAGGGAGAUGAGCUUCUCAAUCUGACUGCUUUAUUUAUGGAAGAAAUCUCUGAAAUGAUUCCCUUAAAUGUGAAUGCAUCAUUGGGUACCUCUCAGCCUUCCUCAAAAGACCCUGGUAGCAUUCCAAAACUUCAAGCCACCCUUCCUUACUCAGUAAUCACAACAACUGGGCCUCCCUUGGAGAACAUCACCACUACAGGAACACAUUCCAUUGCAUUACACUCUGUAGCCUCCAUUCUGAAGAAUCCCAGGCCCCAUUCUGAAGAACUUGUCAAGAAGGAUAUACAUUCAACUGCCAUGGGGACAACCUUGUCUUCUCUUGCCACAGAAGAACUCCAUAGCCAAGAAGAUGCCAAGAAGGAAGCCAGCCAGGCCAAUGAGGAGCCUUCCAAAUUUACCACUACUUCAGCUAACCAAACUGAGGCAGAAAGAAAUAUAUCAGUCCAGUCCAGUCAUAUACAGGUAGAACUACCAACAGGUAAUGUGAGGGUAAAUUUAAUUCUAGAACAGCCUGAUCUUCAGAGCAGUGACGUUCCCAACUCCAGAGCAGGAACACAAGAAGGUAUUCUAGAUGAUCUGGUAGUUGUUAACCAGAAGGACCCACCAAAGGUUUUGAAUGGGAAAUGGAAUUUGGUUUCUGAGAAAGUGAGCUAUGAAAUCAUCGAAGAUACAAAUGAAGAUAAGGUUGAAGAUAAGCUGUUGAAUAGCCCCCAGGAUGCUGCAACACCUUGGAGAGAAGGAAUUCAUUCUGCUAACUGGCACAAUCCCUUAAAAAUAGGAAAGAACAGAACAAAUGGUAGGUUCAGGAAAUCUUCAGGUUUGAUUAAGACCCGAAAAAGGAAAAGAGUCACCAAGUUUGCACACAAUGUGCUGAUGUCCCCCAGAGGUUUCAAGCCUCUCAAAGAAAGGUACAAUGCCACAUUGCCCAAUCAUUCACUCUUACCCAAUGAAUCCAGUGACAUGCCAUCCCCUAAGGACCUAGAACAAGUAUCCCCCACUUUAGACCUUGAUCAGAAUUUCCCCACUGUGGACCUGGAUGAGACAUUUCCCCCACCAGAGUUUAGUAAGAUAUCCUCUGAUCUGAAGUUCAGUGAAAUAUUCUCUACUCUAGACCCUGUUUCUACAACUCAUCCUCAAGAUUUCUAUCAGUCAUUUCCCCCUCCAGAUCUUCAUCAAACACCCUUGCCUCUAGAUCCUUAUGAGAUAUUCUCCCCUCUAGAUCUUAAUCAGAUUCCUUUUCCUUCCUCCCUCUAUGAGACAACUCCCCUUUCAGACGCCUAUGAAGCAUCCUUCUCUCCAGAUCUCUAUGAGACAACUCCUCCUUCAGAUCUCUAUGAAGCAUCUUUCUCUCCAGAUGUCUAUGAGACAACCCCAUCUUCAGACCCCUAUGAAGCAUCCUUCUCUCCAGAUCUCCAUGAGACAACUCCUCCUUCAGAUCUCUAUGAAGCAUCUUUCUCUCCAGAUGUCUAUGAGACAACCCCAUCUUCAGACCCCUAUGAAGCAUCCUUCUCUCCAGAUCUCUAUGAGACAACUCCUCCUUCAGAUCACUAUGAAGAAUCCUUCCCUCCAUAUGUCUAUGAAACAACUCCCUCUUCAGACCCCUAUGAAGCAUCCUUCUCUCCAGAUCUCUAUGAGACAACUCCUCCUUCAGAUCUCUAUGAAGCAUCUUUCUCUCCAGGUGUCUAUGAGACAACCCCAUCUUCAGACCCCUAUGAAGCAUCCUUCUCUCCAGAUCUCUAUGAGACAACUCCUCCUUCAGAUCUCUAUGAAGCAUCUUUCUCUCCAGAUGUCUAUGAGACAACCCCACUUCCAUAUGUCUAUGAAACAACUUCCCCUUCAGACCCCUAUGAAGCAUCCUUCUCUCCAGGUCUCUAUGAGACAACUCCCCCUUCAGACCCCUAUGAAGAAUCCUUCCCUCCCGAUCUCAAUUGGACUUCCUCUACUUUGGAUCUGAAUCAUGCCUAUUUCCUACCAGAGGCUGGUCAGAUAGUCCCUACUCCAGAGUUCAAUGAGAACUUCCCUCCAGAACUUAGUCAUGUAUCCUCCUCUCCUGUCUUUGAAUCAACAUCCCAAUCACUUCCACCCAGAAUCAAUGUUACAUUGAGACCGAGACAAUUUAAUCCAGCAGUUAUAGUGGGCCUUACCAAAGCUGAUGGGAAUUAUGUUGAGUAUAUUCCAGGGCAGGACAUCAAAGACAAUGAAGAUGAUGAUGAUUAUGUUGAAGACACCUAUGUACACUAUGAUGAUCCUUAUCAAACAGAUAGGAGGACAGAUACAAGCUCACUCCGAAACCCUGACAACAUUGCAGCAUGGUAUCUCCGAAGCCACAAGGGAAAUAGAAAAAAUUACUACAUUGCUGCUGAGGAAGUACUUUGGGAUUAUUCAAAAUUCUCAAAAAGCAUGAGGAAGGCUGAUGAUGCUGAUGAUAUCAUAGGGAACACAGUGUAUAAGAAAGUGAUUUUUCGGAAAUACCUGGACAGCGCCUUUACAGUGCCUGACCCUCAGGGAGAGAAUGAAGAGCACCUUGGCAUCCUUGGUCCUAUAAUCAGGGCUGAGGUAGAUGAUGUGAUCCAAGUUCGUUUUAAAAAUCUAGCCUCCAGGCCAUAUUCUCUUCAUGCUCAUGGGCUUUCCUAUGAAAAAUCAUCAGAAGGAAAGAGUUAUGAAGAUGAUUCCCCAGAAUGGUAUCAGGAUGACAAUGCCAUUCAGCCCAAUGGCAGUUAUACUUAUGUAUGGCAUGCGACAGAACGAUCAGGCCCAGAAAAUGCUGGGUCUGCCUGCCGAGCUUGGGCCUACUAUUCAGCUGUGAAUCCGGAAAAAGAUAUCCAUUCAGGCCUAAUAGGGCCCCUUCUGAUAUGCCGAAAAGGAACACUCCAUAAAGAAAGCAACAGGCCCAUAGACAUGCGAGAGUUUGCCCUACUUUUUAUGAUCUUUGAUGAAAAGAAGAGCUGGUAUUUUGAUAAAAAGCUCAAAAGGAUCUGGACGGGCUUAUCCUCAGAAGUGAAAAACACUCAUAGGUUUCAUGCCAUCAAUGGUCGCAUCUACAAUUUGCCAGGACUAAGGAUGUAUGCGAAGGAGAAUGUGAGAUGGCACUUGCUCAACAUGGGUGGUUCCCAGGACAUCCACGUGGUUCACUUUCAUGGACAGACAUUGCUGGAAAAUGGAACCCAACUGCACCGUUUUGGGGCUUGCCCCCUGCUUCCUGGUUCAUUUAAGACUUUUGAAAUGAAAGCUUCAAGACCUGGCUUAUGGCUCUUAGACACUGAGGUUGGAGAAAAUCAGAUAGCAGGAAUGCAAACACCGUUCCUUAUAAUAGAUCAAGAGUGCAAGAUGCCCAUGGGUGUAAGUACUGGCAUUAUAGCUGAUUCACAGAUAAGUGCAUCUGAGUAUUUGGGUUAUUGGUACCCUAAAUUAGCGAGGUUAAACAAUGGUGGAUCUUACAACGCUUGGAGUGUAGAACAACGAGCACGUUCUUCUUCGUCUGAACCUUGGAUCCAGGUGGACUUUGAAAGAGAAGUUGUUCUUACUGGGAUACAGACCCAGGGAGCCAAACACUACCUGACAUCCCACUAUACCACCCAGUUCUGUGUUUCCUAUAGCUCUGACAAAAGAAUGUGGCGGUACUUCAAAGGGAACAGCACUUCAAAACAGGAGUACUUUGAGGGUAAUUCAGAUGCCUCCACCAUCAAAGAAAAUCUCUUUGACCCACCCAUUGUGGCUAAAUACAUUCGGAUCUCCCCAACCCAUUCCUACAAGAGACCUACCCUCCGUCUGGAAUUGUUGGGCUGUGAGGUCCAAGGUUGCUCCACACCUCUGGGUAUGGAAAGCCAAAAGAUAGAAAAUAAUCAGAUUACAGCUUCAUCAAUGAAAAAAUCUUUGUUGGGAGGUUACUGGUCACCCUUCUAUGCCCGUCUCAAUGCUCAAGGUCGCGUGAAUGCCUGGCAAGCCAAGUCAAACAACAACAAGCAGUGGCUGCAGAUAGACCUGCUCAAAACCAAGAAAAUAACAGCGAUUGUAACCCAAGGGGCCAAGUCUUUCUCAAAUGAAAUGUACGUGAUGACUUAUGCUAUCUUCUACAGCGAUCAUGGCACAGAAUGGAAACCUUACAAGGACAAGUCGUCCAUGACGGAAAAGAUUUUUGUGGGAAAUGUUAAUCCCAAAGGACAGGUCAAGAAUUUUUUCAACCCUCCCAUCUUUUCCCGGUUCAUCCGUUUCAUCCCCAAGUCAUGGAAUCAAGGCAUUACUCUUCGAUUAGAACUGUUCGGCUGUGAUAUUUACUAGAACUGGGGUAGAUAUUAUGCAUUCAAAAGCAGAGCAAUACCCUUUGAGUCCUCAAAGAGUAGCUUGAGCACUGGUUGUUUUAUAGUUAUUUUAAAUGUCAAACUUCAAAAGAUUUUUCCAUUGUUGCUUUUUUCCCCUCUUAUCUAGUAGAAGCUGGGGUUUUGUACAUGAGGUUUUGUAGUUUAUUUUUUCCCACCACAAAAUAAGAAGAUAGUUCUGAUUGGUCAGCAUUGAUUACAUUAACAUGGAAAAAUGAUAUUGAGGUUAUUAGUACUCAGCUGAAUUAAAGCAUUGUUGAUUGCAAAUGGAAUCUUGAUUGUUACUCUAGAAUACCCGAAUUUGGGUAAUUUUUAGCCCAGAUGCCCUCAUUGGCAUAGGCUAUUAAUAAUUUUAAUGUGUUGUACUCAUGUUUCCAGGAAAAUGAUUUUCAGUCAUGAACUUGAAGCAUUUGGAAAGUUGGUCAGAGAUGAGAUGACCAGUUUCAGGGUUGGUGACUUUUAAAACCCUGUGAAGUCACCAGUAAAAAAUCUUUACUAUUUUGCAAUAAUAAACUAUGAUGUAAUAAGUUUCUUUUGUUAUGUUUCAUAAUAUAACCUUAUCAUGAUGAUUUUUAAAUAUCAACUUGAUGUUUCACAGCAUUAGCUGCUGAAGUGAGUAAUAAAGGAGGGGGGUCUUGGUGGUAA
This is a messenger RNA of Phascolarctos cinereus (koala), 7527 nucleotides long. RefSeq names its product coagulation factor V (gene F5). NCBI's taxonomy places the organism in Eukaryota, Metazoa, Chordata, Mammalia, Diprotodontia, Phascolarctidae. Gene Ontology annotation, molecular function: signaling receptor activity; copper ion binding. Gene Ontology annotation, cellular component: plasma membrane. The record is from RefSeq and is a predicted model, not a curated record.